Molecule: messenger RNA, 2931 nt
Organism: Trichoplax adhaerens
Lineage: Eukaryota; Metazoa; Placozoa; Uniplacotomia; Trichoplacea; Trichoplacidae
Exons: 27
Coding region: 1-2931 (976 amino acids)
Biological process (GO): potassium ion import across plasma membrane; chloride transmembrane transport; chloride ion homeostasis
Cellular component (GO): membrane
Molecular function (GO): sodium:potassium:chloride symporter activity
Source: RefSeq, a predicted model, not a curated record
AUGGAUCAAAAAUCCGAGUUAGUCAACAGUAAAUUUCGGGUUAAGAAGAAUGUAAUCAUCGAAUCAACCGAGGAAAAUGAUGAUAUUCGAUCACAUGCAUCAAGUAACGCUGAUGAACACCAGAAGACUCUUCAAUUUACUGCCUUAAAUAGUUCUUAUUUCACUACGGAUGCCUUACCUAUGAUGACGUAUUAUAAGCAAACGUUAACAUCGCGUGAUACACGUCGAAAUCGACCAACUUUGCAAGAUCUUCAUGAGCCAAGAGUGGGUACCAAUGUUGAAGAAGGAAGGGUAAGAAAGAUGGAGAAAUCGAAAUCAGUUGAUGCUGGUGGCACACAACCGGAAGGUCCCAGUAAAUUUGGUUGGAUUCAAGGAGUUUUGAUUCGAUGUUUGUUAAACAUCUGGGGAGUGAUGCUCUUCUUGCGACUUUCAUGGGUUGUAGGUGAAGCUGGUAUCGGAUUUGCGUGCCUCAUAAUUCUAUUAGCAGCAACAGUAACUACUAUUACUACCUUAUCAAUGUCUGCUAUUUGUAGCAAUGGAGAAGUAAAGGGAGGUGGAGCUAUAGGAUUAGUAUUUUCUGCUGCCAAUUCAAUCGGCGUUGCUCUGUAUAUCGUCGGUUUUGCCGAAUCAGUAAAAGAUUACCUCAAAGCAAUAAAUAUAACUUUAGUCGACGAGAUUAACGACGUUCGUAUAAUUGGAGUCAUUGCGGCCACAAUCGUAUUUGCGAUUGCAAUGUCAGGUGUUGCAUGGGAAUCGAAGGCCCAGGUUAUUCUGUUCGUUUUGCUGAUUGCUGCUAUCUUAAAUUGUAUUGUUGGCUCUAUCAUGUAUUCAUUUAUUAUGCCCGCUGAUAAAGUCGCUCGUGGAUUCACAGGAUUAAGUGCUGCCACCUUUCUUAACAAUACCGCGCCGAAAUUUUCACCUACUGAGUCAUUCUUUACUGUCUUUGGAGUUUUCUUCCCAGCUGCUACUGGUAUUCUCGCUGGUGCAAAUAUUUCUGCUAAUUUAAAGGAGCCGUCAAAGUCUAUUCCGAUUGGAACUUUAUUAGCAAUUUUGAUCAGUACAAUUGCUUAUUUGGGAUUAGCAUGCUUAUUUGGAUCAGCUGUUGAACGAUCUACGAUAUUUUCCUCGAGCAAUAAUACUUAUUCAUUAAACUGUACAGCGGGGUGUAGAUAUGGUCUUCGAUAUGACAAUCAGGUCGCAAGUAUGAUAUCUGGUUGGGAGCCUCUUACUGCUGCAGGUAUUUUUGCAGCAACAAUUUCGUCAGCUUUAGCUAGCAUGAUUGGCGCUCCGAAUAUUUUACAGGCAGUGGGAGCGGAUAGACUAUUUCCAUAUUUGGAGUUUUUUAGUGUUGGUAAUGGUGAAAGAAAUGAACCUCGCAGAGGAAUUGCAUUAACUUAUAUUGUUGCCUUGAUCUUCAUCGCUAUUGCUGAGUUAAACUAUAUAGCACCUAUCAUUUCCAAUUUCUUUCUGAUCGCAUAUGCAUUAAUCAAUUAUUCAUGCUUUGAUGCAUCACAAGCGCGUUCUCCUGGUUGGCGACCCUCUUUCAAAUUUUAUUCUAAGUGGUGUUCUCUUGUUGGUGCUUUAACAUGUGUUGCAGUUAUGUUUGUUAUUAAUUGGUGGGCGGCAUUGAUUACAAUUGCAGUCGUUAUUGGCCUCUACAAGUAUAUUGAUUAUUCGAAACCAGUUGUCAACUGGGGCUCAUCUGGCCAUGCUCGUCAAUACAUUAAUGCGUUAGAUGCUGCAUAUAAACUAAAUACAACAGUCAGCCAUGUCAAGAAUUUUAGGCCUCAGUGUCUCGUGUUAUGUGGAAUUCCAUCUGAAAGACUACCUCUUGUAAAAUUUGCUUCGAAUUUUACUAAUAAUUAUGGAUUACUAAUAUGUGGAAAUGUUAUGCAGGAAAAGUCUAAUACUGAUAUGAAAGAUCAGUAUAAAAUUCUUCAAGAAAAUAAGAUUAAAGCAGUUGUAACAACCGUCACUAGCACAGACUUUAUCUUGGGUGCGAGAGCAUUAAUGCAAGCAUCAGGUUUAGGAAAAUUAUCGCCUAACAUGAUUUUAUUUGGAUUCUUGGAAAAUUGGCAGAAUCGGGAUGAUAGAAUCGAGAAUUACGUUGCAAUAAUACAUGAUGCCUUCGAUUUAAACUUUGGUGUAGCAAUUUUUCGUGAUAGAUUAGAGAAAGAAAAAGGCGAAAACAACUUCGAUAAGAAUUUACAGGAGUCAGGAGAAGGUGUACGUUUUUGCAGCAAUCGAACUAAAGAAGGCAACAACUUGGGCGGUGAAGUAGUAGACUUUGGUAGAGGCGUACUUUCUCAUAAUAAACCAGGAAAGAGUGACAGUAAAUUAAGCAAUAACUUUAAGGAGCUACUUAAGCAACCUGUAGAAGAUAAGUACGUUCAGCUGAAGGAAGUUCGAAAAAUAGAUAGUGUAAUUGAUAUAUGGUGGAUUUACGAUGAUGGAGGGUUAACUAUUCUAAUUCCUUACUUGUUGAGCUUAAGUAAGCGAUGGUCGAACUGUAAAUUGAGAAUAUUCACACCUGGAAAACCGGAAAAACUACGUGAUACUAUGAUUGGGAUGACUAUACUACUAAAAAAAUUCCGUAUCGAAUACGAAAAUGUGAUAGCAGUAGGCGAUAUAAAUGAAGAACCAUCUGAAGAGAGCAUGUCAAGAUUUUGUCAAUCAUUUCCUUCACUGGGACAUAUUUUUGGUAACUCUGAUAUAGAAAAUAAAACCAAAAUACACAUUAAAUUAAGUGAGCUAUUAAUUCGCCACUCUAUGGAAGCUAGCCUAGUCGUUAUCACGUUACCAGUACCACGGAAAAAUUUCUGUCCCCCAUCCGUAUAUAUGAGUUGGCUAGAGACUAUAUCAGGCCCAUUGCCUUGUCCAGUGUUGUUAGUUCGUGGCAAUCAAACGAGCGUUUUAACGUUUAAUUCUUGA